AUGCGCUACUACGAGCAGAAAUACCCCGAGGUCGAUGAGCUGGUCAUGGUCCAGGUGCGCCAGAUCGCAGAGAUGGGCGCGUAUGUCAAGCUGCUCGAAUACGACAACAUCGAAGGCAUGAUCCUGCUCUCAGAGCUCUCGCGCAGGCGUAUCCGAUCCAUCCAGAAACUCAUCCGUGUCGGCAGAAACGAGGUCGUUGUCGUCCUGAGGGUGGAUAAAGAAAAGGGUUACAUUGAUCUAUCAAAACGUCGCGUUUCGCCAGAGGAUAUCACAAAAUGCGAAGAACGGUACAUGAAAUCAAAGACAGUCGCCUCGAUCAUGCGGCACGUUGCUUCAAAAGUCACCGUAACAGACGAUUCCUCUGCCCCCGCCACUACGACUCCCGCUACCGAUUCAGCUGAAGCGCACCCUGAAGUAGAUACCGAGGGUGACAAAAAAGAAACCAAAAGACCCCGCAAGGGUAAACCCUCUGGCGAUGGCGAAGAGGGUGACGAAGAAGCCGCGGCGGGUGUCGCUACCGGAGGCUACAAGGGUAGCCCGAAUGAAGAAGACAAGCUCGAGAGAUUAUACGAACAGAUCGCCUGGCCUCUGGGUCGGAAAUACGGACAUCCGUACGAUGCAUUCAAGCUAAUGUUAACAGAGCAGCAAACAGUUCUCGCAUCCCUCGCAUCCAUCCCCGCCUCACCGAACACACCCAAUUCGUCGCCUGGCAUCGUGAUCCCGCCAUCCACCAUCACAAUCCUCACCUCAACGAUCGCGCGUCGUCUAACCCCCCAACCUAUCAAACUACGAUCCGACAUUGAGGUCACCUGUUACACCGAAGCGGGCAUCGAUGCUAUCAAGAAAGCACUGAAGAACGGCGAAAAGGUGGGAAGCACAACCGAGGUGCCAAUCAAAGCCAAACUAGUGGCCCCACCGCUGUAUGUUCUGAGCACGAACGCUACGGAUAAGUACGCUGCUGUGGAACGCCUGGAACGCGCGAUCGAAGCCAUCCAGAGUACGAUCGAAGAGCAGGGAGGAUCGCUAGUCGUUAAGAUGAAGCCAAAAGCCGUUUCGGAAACGGAAGAACAAGAUCUGGAACAAAUCAUGCGCAAGGCCGAGCAGGAGAAUGCCGAGGUUUCAGGCGACGAAGAGGAGGAGGAAGUGUAA
Molecule: messenger RNA, 1149 nt
Organism: Pleurotus ostreatus (oyster mushroom)
Lineage: Eukaryota; Fungi; Basidiomycota; Agaricomycetes; Agaricales; Pleurotaceae
Exons: 5
Coding region: 1-1149 (382 amino acids)
Cellular component (GO): eukaryotic translation initiation factor 2 complex; eukaryotic translation initiation factor 2B complex; multi-eIF complex
Molecular function (GO): ribosome binding; RNA binding; translation initiation factor activity
Source: RefSeq, a predicted model, not a curated record